Molecule: messenger RNA, 8691 nt
Organism: Antechinus flavipes (yellow-footed antechinus)
Lineage: Eukaryota; Metazoa; Chordata; Mammalia; Dasyuromorphia; Dasyuridae
Gene: FILIP1
Product: filamin A interacting protein 1
Exons: 7
Coding region: 555-4196 (1213 amino acids)
Source: RefSeq, a predicted model, not a curated record
AGGUUGUGCAGAGAGGGCUGUGGCCACUGAUAACUCCCUCACUCAGCUGCUGAGGAGCUCAGAAAAGCCUGCUCCAAACUUUUCAGCUGUUGACAAGCUUGACUUGCUGAGAACACUGGUUAAAUAUAGCCUGAGCAAGCCCAGCUUCACAAAGUCAUUGCUCGAACACUGUGGGAAGAAGAGAAGAAGAAGGAGAAACAUAAUCUCAGAACCAAACUGCCGGAGCCAAACAACACCUAGCAACAGUUGAAAAAACUUUUAAACAAAAGUCUGGGUGGGAGACUUGAGGUAGUACGACCUCCUGUCUCUGCUGAUUGGGGUUCCAGGAAGACAAAAGUUCACCUCUUCUUUCUUCUUGAUUCCCUGCAUGAUUUUUAUCUGCUGCUUAGACAGACCUAGGAACUGGAAGAAAGAAACCUAUUGCUGUGGAUUUCACGGAGCAGGAGAUUUUUCUUGGAUUUCCAGCUAAUUUGUGCUGUGGAACAAUCCACCGGACUUCUGGAAGGAUAAACUGUCACUUGCCAAAGAACCUAGAGUGUUGCUGUCAGGUGGGAAUGAGAUCCCGAAAUCAAGGAGGUGAAAGCUCAUCAAAUGGGCAUUUGUCCUACCCUCAACCCUCUACCCUCACCAUUGCUGAAGAUAAAAACCUUCCAGAAGAUGCAAAGAAAAAGAAAAAAGCAAAUAAAAAGGAGGGUGAUGUCAUGGUCUCAGCUACUGUCAAACGACACUUGAAAACAUCUGGAGAAAGAGAAGAGGGGAACAAGAAAUCUCUAGAGUUAUCCAAAGAAGAUCUCAUCCGACUGCUUAGUAUAAUGGAGGGAGAAUUGCAGGCCAGGGAAGAUGUGAUCCACAUGCUGAAGACAGAAAAAACCAAACCUGAAGUUUUAGAGGCUCAUUAUGGAUCUGCAGCACCAGAGAAUGUCCUUCGGAUUCUGCACAGAGAUGCCAUCCUAGCCCAGGAAAAGUCCAUAGGAGAAGAUGUAUAUGAGAAACCAAUUUCAGAGCUGGACAGGCUUGAAGAAAAACAAAGAGAAACUUAUCGGCGCAUGUUGGAACAGCUUCUAUUAGCAGAAAAGUGCCACAGGCGCACUGUUUAUGAGCUAGAAAACGAGAAGCACAAGCAUACAGAUUACAUGAACAAAAGUGAUGACUUCACCAACCUCCUGGAGCAGGAACGUGAAAGGUUAAAAAAGCUUCUUGAACAGGAGAAGAUCUAUCAAGCUCGAAAAGAAAAAGAAAAUACCAAGAGGCUCAAUAAACUGAGAGAUGAACUAGUGAAACUCAAGUCAUUUGCCCUCAUGCUGGUAGAUGAAAGACAAAUGCAUAUUGAACAACUUGGUCUGCAAAGCCAGAAGGUACAAGACCUCACACAGAAACUAAAGGAAGAAGAGGAAAAGUUGAAAGCUAUAACCUCAAAGUCGAAAGAAGAUAGGCAAAAACUGCUUAAGUUAGAAGUGGACUUUGAACAUAAGUCUUCAAGGUUUUCUCAAGAGCAUGAGGAGAUGAACGCUAAAUUGGCUAAUCAGGAAUCACACAACAGACAGCUUCGGCUUAAACUAGUGGGUUUAACUCGAAGAAUUGAGGAACUAGAAGAAACCAACAAGAAUCUUCAGAAAGCUGAGGAAGAACUUCAGGGGCUAAGAGAUAAAAUAGCCAAAGGGGAAUGUGGGAACUCCAGUCUUAUGGUGGAGGUAGAAAACCUCCGGAAGCGUGUGCUGGAAAUGGAGGGCAAAGAUGAAGAAAUCACCAAAACAGAAUCACAGUGUCGAGAACUGAAGAAGAAGCUUCAAGAAGAAGAACAUCAUAGUAAGGAGCUCAGGCUUGAAGUUGAGAAGUUACAGAAGAGAAUGGCUGAACUGGAGAAGCUGGAAGAAGCUUUUAGUAAGAGCAAAUCAGAAUGCACACAGCUGCAUUUGAAUUUGGAAAAAGAGAAAAACUUAACCAAAGACCUUAUAAACGAAUUGGAAGUGGUGAAGAGUCGAGUUAAAGACCUUGAAUCUUCAGAAAGUCGAUUAGAAAAGGCUGAAAUGAGUUUAAAGGAUGAUCUAACAAAGUUGAAGUCAUUUACUGUAAUGCUGGUUGAUGAAAGGAAAAAUAUGAUGGAAAAAAUAAAACAAGAAGAAAGAAAAGUGGAUGGGCUCAAUAAAAAUUUUAAGGUGGAGCAAGGGAAGGUUAUGGAUGUGACUGAGAAACUAAUUGAUGAAAGUAAGAAGCUUUUAAAACUUAAAUCUGAAAUGGAGGAAAAGGUAUAUAGCUUGACAAAAGAGAGAGAUGAGUUAAUGGGAAGAUUGAAAAGUGAAGAAGAAAAAUCCUCAGAGCUGAGUUGUAGUGUUGACCGAUUAAAGAAGAGGCUGGAUGGCAUGGAGGAAGUAGAGCGAGAAAUAACCAGAAGCAGAUCCCGAAAAGGACCUGAACUCAGCUGCCCAGAAGAUAACAAGAUUAAAGAAUUAACAUUGGAAAUAGAAAGACUGAAAAAGCGUCUCCAACAAUUAGAAGUAGUUGAAGGAGACUUGAUGAAGACUGAGGAUGAGUAUGAUCAGUUGGAACAAAAAUUCAAAACCGAGCAGGAUAAGGCUAACUUUCUCUCUCAACAGCUAGAGGAGAUAAAGCACCAGAUUGCAAAAAAUAAGGCAAUUGAAAAAGGUGAGGCUGUGAGUCAAGAAGCUGAGCUAAGACACCGAUUCCGUUUGGAAGAGGCCAAAAGUCGUGACUUGAAGGCUGAAGUACAAGCUCUAAAAGAAAAGAUUCAUGAGUUAAUGAACAAAGAAGACCAGCUUUCUCAGCUACAGGUGGACUACUCAGUUCUUCAGCAAAGAUUUAUGGAAGAAGAAAGCAAGAAUCGAAACAUGGGACAGGAAGUCUUAAAUUUGACAAAAGAAUUAGAGCUCUCUAAGCGUUAUAGCCGAGCACUAAGGCCAAGUGUGAAUGGAAGAAGGAUGGUAGAUAUUCCUGUGGCAUCUACUGGAGUGCAGACAGAUGUAGUCAGUAGUGAAGCAGCAGAGGAAGAGACGCCAGCUGUAUUUAUAAGAAAAUCCUUUCAAGAGGAAAAUCAUAUCAUGAGCAAUCUGAGGCAGGUAGGGCUAAAGAAGCCCAUGGAGCGUUCAUCUGUACUGGAAAGGUAUCCUCCAGCAGCAAAUGAGCUAACAAUGAGAAAAUCUUGGAUCCCAUGGAUAAGAAAAAGAGAAAAUUGUCCCCAAACAACUCCAGAAAAAGGACCUCGAGCUAAUUCUAGUCCAGGACAUCCGGGAGAAGUGGUUCUUUCACCAAAGCAGGGACAACCUCUUCAUAUCCGGGUGACUCCUGAUCAUGAGAAUAGCACAGCUACUUUGGAGAUAACCAGUCCAACAUCUGAAGAAUUUUUUUCUAGCACCACCGUCAUUCCUACAUUAGGAAACCAAAAACCACGGAUCACCAUUAUUCCCUCACCAAAUGUCAUGUCUCAGAAAUCAAAAGGAAAUGACACAACAUUGGGGCCAGAACGAGCCAUGUCACCUGUCACAAUAACUACAUUCUCAAGAGAGAAGGCCCCUGAAGGUGGCAGGGGAGCCUUUAUGGAGAGACCCACAUCCCCCAUUCAGAUAAUGACAGUGUCAACAUCUGCUGCACCAGCAGAAAGCUCUGUAUCUCCAGAAUCAAAAGAAAUGCCCAUAGGAAGGACCGUCUUCAAAGUUACUCCAGAAAAACAGACUGUUCCAACUCCAGUAAGAAAAUUCAACUCUAAUGCCAACAUCAUAACCACGGAGGACAACAAAAUUCACAUUCACCUGGGUUCCCAAUUUAAACGAAACCCUGCGACAUCUGCUGAAGGGGCAAGUCCACUCAUUACAGUUAGACCAGUCAAUGUGACAGCUGAAAAGGAGGUUGCCACUGGGACUGUCCUUCGUUCUCCUAGGAACAACCUUUCCUCAAGACCUGGAGCAAGCAAAGUGACAAGCACCAUCACUAUAACACCUGCUACUACAUCCUCCACCAGGGGAACACAGUCAAUGUCAGGACAAGACGGGUCAUCUCAGAGGCCUACACCCACUCGCAUUCCUAUGUCAAAAGGUAUGAAAGCAGGAAAGACAGUAGUGGCAGCCCCAGGAGCAGGAAAUCUGACCAAAUUCGAGCCUCGAGCAGAGACUCAGUCUAUGAAAAUAGAACUGAAGAAAUCUUCAGCCCGCAGCACUACCUCUCUUGGAGGGGGGAAGGGCUGAGGGCAGUGGCUAAGGGGAAAGCAUCAUCAUCCAUCAGUUACAGAUGAACUCUAGAUGAAAAACACCACCAAGAAUGUACUUUGUAUGUGCAUCUCCUCUGAACCCCAGUUGGAUGAAUAUUUCUUCUGCAGCCCUUUGCCAUCAUCAUGGUCUUCUAUGCUACUGAUCACUAAUGGAAAUAAUUUACUACUUCCAAUGAAUGUUUGGGGAGGGGGGGUAAAAUUUUAAAAGCUUUUAGGUUCCUUGAAUGUGGAAAUUGGUAACUAGAACAACACAGUCAGUCUGACAACUGAAUUUCAUUCUCCUAUUUGCAAAGCUUUCAGGUCCAUGGGCACAUGCUUGUAUUUGUUGUUAUUUGCUAUGUAAUUUAUUUUAAAAGUAUACUUUGUAAUGUAAUUUUUUCAUUUUCAUAGUCAAUGGCACAUGGAAUUGGUGAAUAUAUUAUCAAUUCCUCAAAGUGUUGAUAUUUUGUUUUCAAAAUGAUAAAAAAAAUGUAAUCCUUUUUUUCCUUUUGAUUGAACUAGGUUAUUUUUAAGGAAAACAAGAAAUAAUAUUCUGUACAAUUCCCAGGAUGAAUUUGUAGAUAAGACUUAAGCACAAGAUCCUAGAGAGGAUUUAUUUUUUUACAUAGUGCUGUGGUUCUGAAUGUGAUUCAAUACUAACAAAUAAUAGCUAUGGAAUAUGUUCUGAUUUACAAACUUGAUUUAAAAUAUUUUCCAGUAUUUGUGGAAGCUGCUGUUACUUUAAUAUGUUCUUUGCCAAAACCCCAAAUUUUAUGCUAAUUAUACUAGGAAAUGAUACACAAUUGAAAUGCGGAAGCUUAACCUGACAUUAACCUGAUACAUUGUAACUUAAAAGCCAAUAAAGGCAUACCCCACUUAACUUGGUUCUGUGAAAAUAUGAUUUAAGGCAGAGCAACAUUGGAAGGGGGAAAAGAAUGUUACUGGCUGCUGAGGCUUCAAGCACCAGUUUAGGCUAGAUCAUUUCAAACCAAUUGAUUUACAUCUCAGGGCAAUGGCUGAACAAUUUUAUAUGAAGGUUUCUCAAUGUUAUGAUUGGGUUUGGUUACAGCACAUAAUUGAUGUUAUUGCAAAAUGACAUCUGUCAGGGCAUGGUUACACAAAAUAUAAGCCUGUAGUUUCAUACUGAUAAUUGAAAUGUUUCUCUAUGUAGUAAAUGUAGGCAAGUAUAGGUAAAAAAAGCACUGUAUGCAGCUAGCCUAGCCUUAGUGAGGUUAGGAUUUUGUUAUACCCUCAGAGCUUUUCAUAUAUGAAAGUUUGAAGAUGAAAAGUGACUAACCAUGAUGAAAAAUAAAUUAAGCACAGUUCUUAUCCACUGGGUUGAAUAGAUGAUUAUCAUGGCAAAUCUUUAUGAACUAUUUUAAAAGUUGAGAGAUGUGAUUUCUAAAGCCAGACAAUAUACUUUACUGAAAUCUCAUUGUCAGACAUCCUAUUGAAUUUAUUUUUACAUGAAAAUUUGCCCCAAAGUUUACUUGAAAUGAUGACGUAUUUGUUUUUCUUUAACCUUUUGUCAAUAGCCCUGUAACAAAACAUAAUUAUCUGGGAGCAGUGUUAAAGGAGAAUGAACCUAACAAAUUAAAAACUAAUAGGACAUAUUUCUAAUUUUAUCUAUAUAUAUUAUACAAAUAAUAAAAUAUUACAGUUAAAGAAAACUUCAUUUUCAGUACCAGAAGGAUGAUAAAAUCAACAUAAGUAACACUGUGAUGAGGUUAUUUCUUAAAUUUUCAAAGCAAGGAGUCCAUAAUAUUAUGAAUUUGAAAGAAGAACCUCUUGCAAGGUUGAAGAGGAAUGGGAGAAUUCAGAAAUUCUAUGACAAGGACAGAUUUUCCCUUUAUGUAAAUUUAGAAAGUGAAUAAUUGUGCCUUAUAAAAAACAAGGAAAUCACAUUCAACAUAUAUUAUAUUAUCAGGUGGCCAUGUUUUAUGUUUAAAUAAUUUUGAUUUUCACAAAGAAAAAGGAAUAUUAUACAUUAGUUCUGGUCCAAAUGAACUAUGAUAGCAUUGCCAUAACAUAAGAUUUUGGAUUGCAGAUCAAAAACAAUAUUAUACAUAUGUGGGAGGUUGAUGAUAUUGUUAUUAUUGUGAUUUGUUUUCUAAGAAAGUUGAAUCAUAAUGACAUUACAAUUCAGAAAAACUAUGUAAUGUUAUAUCUGAGGUUUAUGAUUAAGUGUCUUUUUCUCAGAUGCUUAUACUUCUGAUACAAAAAUUUGUUCUACAAUGAAAUCUUGCAUUCAUUCAAUUUAAUAGCUCUUCUCCUCUACCUCUAUAUAAUAAAUAUCACAGGUUUGUAGGUGUUUCCAAAUACUAUGAAAUAAUGAUAAAAAGAACAAAAUUUCAAAUAGUUUUCAAAUCUUGUCACAAAACAUUGACUAUUCACAGAAAUGUGAUAGGCAAUCUAUUAUAUUUUUACCUAAAAUAAUUUUUUUCCUAUUAUAUUUGGAAAGUACUACAUUAUCUCAAAACAAGAAAGGCUAAGAAUAAUGGCUAUAAUCAGAGAUAAUUUAGUUGAGGUUUAUGUAUCUAUACAUUCUAUGAUGAAAGAUUCUGUAUCCCAAAUUGGAAUCUGAAAGCAAGAAAAUUGACCCUGACAUAUUAAUUUAAAAAUUGAUUUUGUGUAAGAAGGUACAGAAUUAAUAAAGAUGAGAAAGCUUUACACGGUGAAAUGUAUAACAAUAGGAUCCAUAUUUAUAAAAUUAUAGAUUUAGAGCUAGAAGGAGUCUUUGAAGCCAUCCAGUCCAAUGUAUUCAGCAAAAACCAAACAAGUUCACAAAUAUAUCAACCUAUAACACCCUCAUUUAGUAUCCAGGUUAUCUUUGCACAAUCCCUUUUCCCAUUCUAUCCCUAUAUCUGAUAAUAUGAAUAGUGCCUUUUGCUAGAAUACUCUUUUUGGACUGCCCCAGGUAAGUUCUGAAUCAUGAGUAUUUACCAGGCUAUCUAUGUUUAUUCUUAUUAUAAUGGCUCCAGAAACUUCAGUCAUUAUUGCUGGCAUAGAUAGGACAUUAGCAGUUCAAGUUGUUAUUGUUAUCAAAAUUGUUAUUGUCUAAUUCUGUGUUUGUAGCAACUAUAACAGGGCAGGUGAUAUGCUGAAAAGUCGUGGCAACAGGUAAAAACUUGAAAUUCUCAACUGUGGCAGGAAUAAAGAUAAGAGGAUGACUGGCAACAGAGGGUGAAUAAGUUGUCUCCUUAUGAAUAUUUGUGCCUCAGUCUGUAAGUGUCCUAGGCUCACAAAAUGUUGGUAUCUGUUAUAAGAACUCCAUCAUAAUCAUCAUUACACUAGAUAUUAAUCCUUUAAAAAUUUAAUGCUCCCCCAAUGGAAUUAUACUAAAAUUUUUGGUUCACAUCACCAGAAGCUUUUUUCUUAACAAUGAAACAUUGCUGAAUCAAUCUAUUGUUGUACUUAAUUCACUAUAUAAGAUAUUACAGAAAGAAAAUAUCCUGAAAUAAUUCCCUAUGCUGUCCCCCAAGAUAUUGAUAAAAGAUUUAUUUUUAUGACAAACCAAAUUUCAGAAUGAUAGCCCUAAUUACCCAUAUGUGAAGAAUUUAUAACAGGACUUAGCUUUAGAAAAUUAUCAAUUUGAAAGAAACAUUAACCUGAAUUGAUUAUGCAACAUAAUAUCUUAAGCCUAAGUAGAAAAACCUUGAUCUGAAAAGAAUUUCAUAACCACCUAAAAGUACUAUGUUUACAAAUCAAAGAAAGAAAAUUACAAAAAGAAAAAAUCACAAUAAACCCAUAAAAUAGGGGAUUUGGAGAAAUUAAUCUUGCUUUUUAGACUUUGACAUUUGUAUUUUCCAAAUUCCAAAGCACUUAGCCCAUAACUCUGUGAUUUCAUGAAAGCUAUUUUAUUUUAUUUUUUACUUAGAAAAAUACUAUAGGUUCAUUCAUUUUGAACUGAAACAUUCAAGGUGUCAUAACAUGCAACAUUUAUUCUUGUGUUAUUUCUUGUAUGUUAUUUGGGAAUUUUAUUAUUUAUGCAUUUGGUUUUUCAGCACUGCAAUUUUAUAGUCUAUAUUUUGGUUUAAAGAAUUUAAGCUAGAUUCUUCCACACAAAGAAGCCUACAAUAUGAUCAAAUAUGUUAUUAGAAUUUGUGGAGAUUUAAUGUAUUAUCAGAAAAAAAAUACAUCUGAAAACAUUUGGAAGUACACUUUACUUUCCUAAUACUUGUAACAGAGUGUACACUUAAUAUUGCCUCCUUUGAAUUGUAUUGAGAGAAUUGUAAUAAUUAUUUUCAAAUGAAACCUAUUAAAUUGUGCAUAUACCUAUAUUUAUAUGAAUGCAAUAUCCUGCCUUAAAUUUUUCACUGACUAGUGAAUUCAUUUAACUAAUUAAGACAUUUGGAGAUUUAGUUCUAAAAUUAACAGUAGCAAUCAAAACCUUACCAGUGUGGGAAAAAUAAGGUUUGUAAAACAAAUGCAUUGUGCAAUAUUCCUUUUGAGUUGAAACAAACCAUAGAAAAUAAAACCAUGUUUUAAAUGAG